UUGGCCAGCAGGAAAGUCACAAGACUCUUGAAAAAAAAUAAAAUAAAAAAAAAAUCCAAUCCGGCAGGCAGGGAAAGCUUGAGACUCCGCUCCUGGGAACAUGAGUGAAUCGUUGGUUGUGUGCGAUGUCGACGGAGAAUUAGUGGAGAAGUUAAGGCAGUUCCGUUUUCGGAAAGAAACCAGCAAUGCUGCCAUUAUAAUGAAGAUUGACAAAGACAAACAGCUGGUCAUCUUGGACGAGGAAUACGAGGACAUUUCUCCAGAUGACCUAAAGGAUGAGCUUCCGGAAAGACAACCCAGGUUCGUUAUUUACAGCUACAAAUACCAGCAUGACGACGGCCGUGUUUCCUACCCUCUGUGCUUCAUCUUCUCCAGCCCAGUCGGGUGCAAACCAGAACAGCAGAUGAUGUACGCAGGGAGCAAGAACAAGCUGGUGAAGACUGUGGAGCUGACGAAGGUGUUUGAAAUCCGGAACACAGAGGACCUGACCGAGGAGUGGCUGCGUGAGAAACUGGGCUUCUUCGGGUAGAGGCUCUGCCCAAGCGGGGCGGGGCAAAGUGGAAGCACUUGUUGCUGCACUGCCGGCAUCUUUUCAAACUUUUUGUCUGUGCAAACUUCAGAAUCCCCCCCCCCCACAUCAUGAUUGAGAAGAGAGAGAAGAGCUCUGGUACGGCCGGUUUCACAGCCCCUGAUUCGUGCUACCCUUAAACUGCCUGACCUUGGGUAAUGUGGGCUAAUCAGGGCUGUGAAACCAGCCAUCAGAUUUGUAGCUGUGAUGAUGUUUACAGUGCAAACAUGUAUUCUGGCAUUUUAUUCCAUUUUGGUUUCAUAUUUUUUUCUAAAUCGGCCUCAAUAUUUAAAUUUAAAAAAUACCUUUUUUUUUUUUUUUUUAAAUGUAUUUAUUUUUUCAAUUUCAGUUUUAUUUAAUGACUGUUAAACUGGGGUCCAGACCAGCAUGUUGAGAGCGUGGUGCUGUUGUGAUGAUGUCAUGACAUCUGCAAACUGUGGAACCACAGGCACGGAAACACGCUAAGAACAUGCUUUUUACUGUCACUGUGGCAAUAUAAUACGGGGAGAGAAAUGGUGAUCUACCGCAGCCCUUUACAAAUAUUAUCAUCCAUUGCUAUAAGAGAUUACAAUAUUUCUAUUGUUUCCAGAAUUGUGGAAAAAAAUAAUAAUAAUAAUAAUUUGAAAGGCAGGACAGUAAGUUUUUUAGCAAACAGGGUCUUUAAUCACAGCUCUGACGUUUCUUUUAGAAAUGUAUGGGCUUUUCCUUUAGGUCAAACCAUUCAACAAGAAUACAGGGGGAACGGGACAUUAAAGAAUUCAACAAUGCUCAAGUAAUAAACAAAUACAUGUACAAUACAAAAUAAACCUACCUUUGAACGAAUGAAUUCUCCCUCAGUAGUUCCAUGUAGUCCCCAAAGGAAUGCCCAGGAUUGAGAGGAGAGAGGGGGGUAGCAGGUCUGUGCUUGGAGGGUGAUAUGAGAAUGUUUAGCCCCAGCACCAGGGCAGUCAAGAUCACGCUAAACAGAAGCUCUCUUCUGCUCUUCCAAGCUAUUGAUCAGUAGAACAGGAGAUCUGUUCUGGAAGAACACAUUCUUUCCCUUGAAUUACUUCCUCAUAAAAAUAGUGUCAUUUUGAGGGCAAUGAGUUCUUAUUAGUAUUGUUCAUGAGGUGGGGUUUAGGUGCAUGCUCUGACAUUCAAAUGCAUGCCCUCCACAUUCAGCACAGCACAGUCGAACCAAGCCACUCCCUGUGUUCUGAGUGCACAUAGACCUCAUAGCUUAGCAAUAGUGCAUGCUGGAAGUUUGAAACCCUUAAGAGUAUUUUUUGCAAAAAUCCUCAACCCUAAGGGGCUGGUUGUAAACAUGAUAAAUAAUACUUUUCAUCUUCA
This is a messenger RNA of Polyodon spathula (Mississippi paddlefish), 1897 nucleotides long. It is a transcript of the gene gmfb, whose product is annotated as glia maturation factor, beta. Gene Ontology annotation, molecular function: Arp2/3 complex binding; actin binding. Gene Ontology annotation, cellular component: actin cortical patch. The coding region runs from base 101 to 529 and encodes 142 amino acids. The record is from RefSeq and is a predicted model, not a curated record. Gene Ontology annotation, biological process: negative regulation of Arp2/3 complex-mediated actin nucleation; actin filament debranching. NCBI's taxonomy places the organism in Eukaryota, Metazoa, Chordata, Actinopteri, Acipenseriformes, Polyodontidae. The transcript is spliced from 7 exons.